CUCCCCUCCCACCACGUGUCCUCGCUCGGUCGCGAGGGGCCGCUCUGGGGCGGCCGGAGCGGCUGCAGCGGCGGAGUCGGUGGCGCGGUGAAUGCCGGGCCGCAGCCCUCGUCGCCCCCUGCGGCGGCACCGCCCGCUCGGCCGGGGCCGUCCCCCACCCCCGGAAACAUUGGAGAAGCUGACUCCGAACUCCGGAAAGAUCGUUGCUUUGCAAGUCCCGAAAAAUGGGACUCACAAGAUGCACACUCACUACACAACCAGCAAUUGCCGGCAGUCUUUUAAGGGGAAGCUCUUUGUACCAGCCUGAAGAGGCUUCGAAUACAGAGAAUUUGCCAACCAGAGGCGAAGAGUCCUGCCAGGUCUGGGUUGGUCUCCGCCAACCGGGCACACCCCUCUCUGUAUCACAGACUUGGCUUUGGGAGGUCCUUUAAGACUGUUUAAGUUUCUGAACUGGCGGCUUGUGGACAGCGCCUGUGAAUCUGGAAAAUCCAGAGAUGGAGCCCCCAGCCUACCCUCCACAUUUGACUCUGAAAGAAGAGCAAGAAAAGGAGGUUCAAAUCCAAGAAUUGGAGGAUGGCCCCAUAGAUAUGCAGAAAGUACAAAUCUGUUCAGAAGGCACAUGGAUACCAGCCCUAUUUGAUGAGGUGGCCAUAUAUUUUUCGGAUGAGGAGUGGGAAGUUUUGACGGAGCAACAAAAAUCUCUUUACCGGGAAGUCAUGAGGAUGAAUUAUGAGACUGUCCUGUCCCUGGAGUUCCCGUUCCCUAAGCCAGACAUGAUCAGUCGAUUGGAAAGGGAAGAGGAGUAUCCUAAUUCUGAUGAGUGGCGGCUCCAGGGAGUAACCUUUGCAGAAAAUGAAGAAUCUGACUUUAAGACUCCACAUUGGGCAAACCCAAUGAAUGCCACCUCCCCUUUCCCUCAACCUCAGCACUUCAACAGCUUUUGGCAUCUGCCUCGGGACAUCACUGAGCUGCCUGAAUGGAGUGAGGGCUACCCCUUCUACAUGGCCCUGGGCUUCCCAGGGUAUGACCUCUCAGCUGAUGACUUGGCUAGCAAAUUUCAGUUCAGUCGGGGCAUGCGCCGUAGUUAUGAUGCAGGGUUCAAGUUGAUGGUGGUGGAGUACGCUGAAAGCACCAACAACUGUCAGGCUGCCAAGCAGUUUGGGGUAUUGGAAAAAAAUGUUCGAGACUGGCGAAAAGUGAAGCCACAGCUCCAAAAUGCCCAUGCAAUGCGGCGAGCAUUCCGAGGCCCCAAGAAUGGGAGGUUUGCUCUGGUGGACCAGCGUGUGGCUGAGUAUGUCAGAUACAUGCAGGCCAAAGGGGACCCCAUUACCAGGGAGGCAAUGCAGUUAAAAGCUCUUGAAAUCGCCCAGGAGAUGAACAUUCCAGAGAAAGGAUUCAAGGCAAGUCUGGGCUGGUGUAGACGAAUGAUGAGAAGGUAUGACCUAUCUCUGAGGCAUAAAGUGCCGGUUCCCCAGCACCUGGCAGAGGACCUGACUGAGAAGCUUGUCACUUACCAGCAGAGUGUGCUGGCUCUGCGCCGGACACAUGACUAUGAAGUGGCACAGAUGGGCAAUGCAGAUGAGACACCCAUCUGCUUAGAAGUGCCCUCUAGGGUGACUGUUGACAACCAGGGUGAAAAGCCUGUCUUGGUCAAGACACCAGGUAGAGAGAAAUUGAAAAUCACAGCCAUGCUGGGUGUCUUAGCUGAUGGGAGGAAGUUACCCCCAUACAUCAUUUUGAGGGGGACAUAUAUCCCUCCUGGGAAGUUCCCCAGUGGCAUGGAAAUCCGCUGCCACCGCUACGGGUGGAUGACUGAGGACUUGAUGCAAGACUGGUUGGAAGUUGUGUGGAGACGGAGAACUGGAGCUGUGCCCAAACAACGGGGAAUGCUGAUCCUGAAUGGCUUCCGGUGUCAUGCCACUGACUCUGUGAAGAGCUCCAUGGAAAGCAUGAACACAGACAUGGUGAUCAUCCCAGGGGGCCUGACCUCCCAGCUGCAGGUGCUGGAUAUGGUAGUCUACAAGCCUCUGAAUGACAGUGUCCGUGCCCAGUAUUCUAACUGGCUUCUGGCGGGAAACCUGGCACUGAGCCCCACUGGAAAUGCAAAGAAGCCACCCCUGGGCCUUUUCCUGGAGUGGGUCAUGGUUGCAUGGAACAGCAUCUCCAGUGAAUCAAUUGUCCAGGGGUUCAGAAAGUGCCACAUCUCCAGCAACUUAGAGGAGGAAGGUGAUGUCCUAUGGGAAAUUGAGAGCGAGUUGUCCAGAGAACCACCAAAAGAAUGUGAUCCUGAAAGUGUGGCUGAGGGCAACUGAAGGAAGAGUUCAGGUAACUGGCCAGGAGUAGAUGUCCACCAUCACUGAUGCUCCUGGUCAUGUCCAGCACUUACCUUUUCCUGGCCACUAGUUUCUCUUUUUAAGUUCUUUUUAGGCCUGCCAUGCCACAGUGUAGACAGCAGGUCAUCAGCAUUUUCUCUUUUGUAUUUUGUUCUGUGGCCUAUAUCCAGGAGCACUUGUGUAGUGGGUAAGAUGAACAAGGCGCUGCCAGAGCACUUCCAAUGAGAGCAGUAUGACUGCAAAUUUACUUGGGCCUGAAAGAGCAUAGUCGACAUUGUUCCGUUUACAAAAAGUUUGUCUGAAAAGAUAACUUUCUUCUCUUAUAAAUGCUGAACUUUUA
Messenger RNA from Phodopus roborovskii (desert hamster), 2673 nucleotides. RefSeq names its product pogo transposable element derived with KRAB domain (gene Pogk). The transcript is spliced from 6 exons. Gene Ontology annotation, biological process: regulation of DNA-templated transcription. Gene Ontology annotation, molecular function: DNA binding. Bases 495 to 2312 code for a protein of 605 amino acids. NCBI's taxonomy places the organism in Eukaryota, Metazoa, Chordata, Mammalia, Rodentia, Cricetidae. Gene Ontology annotation, cellular component: nucleus. The record is from RefSeq and is a predicted model, not a curated record.